AUGGAAGAUAUUUUUGACAACAUUUUAAAUUCGAAAGAAUCUACCGAUCGCAAACGAAAAACCGAGGAUUUGGUGGAUUCGGAAGAUACCAAACGAACUCACGUAAAUGAGGAAGAUGAGGAUAUUGACUUCGAUGACAUUGAUCUGGAUGAAAUCACUCCCGAAGAGAUUGAGAAAAUGCUUCAAGAGGCAGAUAAGAUUGAGACAACCCGCCUCGAUAUUAGUGGAAUUAAACAAAUAAUUUUGGAACUAGAAAAGAUCAUUAACGAAAACCAAAAGAUGAGAAUGAAAUAUGCGACUGAUCCUUUGAAAUUUGAGGACAGCGAAUAUGCCCUUCACGAGCAAAUUAAAAAGUGCAGUGUUUUUGCCACAGAAUCAAAGGUGUAUCCAACUUUGGUGAAACUGGACUUUAUCGGCACUCUAUCUUAUCUGCUCGUCCACGAUAACAUCGUGAUAUCUACAGACGUCAUCAAACUGCUAGACGACCUAACAGACGACGAAACCAUCCUAAUGGACACAACAGGUGAGGCCGUGAGUCUGAUCGACACAGUGAUCUCCAAAAACCUUCCCCAAGUGCUUGUCAGCAAUCUCUCGCGUCUUCAGGACGAUUCUUCCAUCCACGAAGAAGGAUUCGAUGCUACUCUCAACGUCCUCGACCAUCUCAUCGAAAUUCAUCCAGACGUGCUUGAAACGCUCUGGACGACCGAUCUUCUCAAGGUGCUUCUCCACCAACUCGAGAAAUCGACAGCUUCGGAUCUUUCUCUCCACUGUUCCGAGCUGCUGUUCUCUCUGAUUUCGUAUAAAGACAAGGUGGACUCGAUCGCCUCGAAGCCCGUUUUAUCUCCUUCUCUCAUUGAAAGCGUAGGAUUGGAUCGAGUCGUUCGUCGUUUUGCUGUCGCAGUGGCGAUCGCACGACCCCGAAUCGCUGAAUGA
Messenger RNA from Blastocystis hominis, 933 nucleotides. RefSeq lists its product as hypothetical. Gene Ontology annotation, cellular component: spliceosomal complex. Lineage: Eukaryota; Bigyra; Opalinata; Blastocystidae. The coding region runs from base 1 to 933 and encodes 310 amino acids. The transcript has 7 exons. The record is from RefSeq and is a predicted model, not a curated record.